This is a messenger RNA of Funneliformis geosporum, 222 nucleotides long. Lineage: Eukaryota; Fungi; Glomeromycota; Glomeromycetes; Glomerales; Glomeraceae. The record is from the annotation of a GenBank genome assembly.
AUGACAAUAACGAUAGAAAAUCUUUAUAAUGGUAACAGUCAGUUAAUUACGGCACCCAUCAACGAUGUCGAAACAUAUCGUGGAGAUGACUUACUUGAUUCUAUCAUAUCAGCACUCGUUCCAAUGUUUAUUUAUCUUGCUACCUCGAAUGAGUUAAAGAACAAAAAAUUCACACAAUAUUCAUCUCAAUUUUACCAUGAAGAUACCGAUUAUGUGUCAUAG